CUUCCGACCCGGAAGUACACUAAGCGCAUUCACGCUUCUAGUGUGCGGACCCCUGUUUAGAAGAGAAACAUAUCAGAUAUCAGACAAUAAUGAGUGAAAGAACAUCAAGGAGUCACCUGUUGUAAAGCCUCAUCCUCAAGGUUUCAGAUGCAAUAUAACUACAACCGAUACUGAAACUAAGAUUUAUUUUUAAAUCAAAAUUUGUCGGUGUACAAAUAUGUCAGGGCUUAUGUUAAACAUAAUUUGUGAUCCCAGUCAAGGAGGCAAAUCAGAUAAAUCUAAAGGAAAACACAAACGUUUCCUUGGAAAGAGACGUUUUCUGGAACGGAAAGGUUAUUUAAAAGAUAAACUAAACAACAAGCAAAAUGAAAAGAACAAUAAGAGAAAGAGAAAAAAUCAGUGGCACGCACAGAGCAAUGGAGAGUAUCAAUCAAAACCAGGUGCUAUUUUUCCUCAGUUUACCACCACUCUGCCUGAUAAGACAAAUGAGCCUUCCUGUUCCUCACAAACUCUUUGUCAGAAACCCACAUCUUCCGUUUCAUCCACUGGCUGCACAUCUCAGGGUAAACAAACUCACAGGGUGGUGCCUGGCACUGUUGGACCUUUAAAAUACUUAGCAAUUGACUGUGAGAUGGUGGGAACAGGACCAAAGGGGAGCAUCAGUGAGCUCGCCCGCUGUAGUAUCGUCUCCUACAACGGUGACGUUAUUUAUGAUAAAUUCAUCAAACCUAUGAACUUUGUAACAGAUUUCCGUACACGCUGGAGUGGUAUCAGGAAGCAGGACCUACGCAAUGCCACACCCUUCUAUCAGGCACAGAAAGAGAUUGUGAAGAUAAUGACAGGGAAAGUGGUUGUGGGCCAUGCCAUCCAUAAUGACUUCAAGGCCUUAAAAUAUUUCCACCCUGCCUGCCAAACACGAGAUACCUCACGGAUUCCACUGCUAAAUCAGAAAGCUGGACUGCCUCAGUAUGAAACUGCAUCUCUAAAGAGGCUCACCAAGGCUUUCUUCAACAAGGACAUACAAACAGGGAAGGGAGGCCACUCAUCCGUGGAAGAUGCCAAAGCCACUAUGGAACUCUACAAAUUAGUGGAGGAAGAAUGGGAACAAACACUGGUUUUUAAUCCUGUAUGCUAGAAAUGAGCAAUGGAUGUUGCUCUGAAUCAGAAAAAAACCCCUGUAUGAAACAGGAAUCUUUUCAUAUCCAUGCCAAUCCUGUUAUUUUUCUAUCUUUUAAUAUUUUAAAAACAAGACUUUUUACAUUCAAACCUCUCAGCUGCAGUGGUUGGGUUUGAAAUCCACUAGGGGGCUCUUCAGUUUCUGUACAACACAAUAUUUUAACUAAUUUUAAACUUAUUUUCCACUUUUAAACAAUAGUUAACUAUCUAAAAAUUCCAUACACUUAGGUUGAAGUCAAUAAAACUCAUUGGACAAUGUUCUGGAUCUUUUUUUGAGUCCCCGUUUAGAAACUCAAGUAAAACUGAGUUUAGAGUGUUUCCAGUA
Molecule: messenger RNA, 1501 nt
Organism: Xyrauchen texanus (razorback sucker)
Lineage: Eukaryota; Metazoa; Chordata; Actinopteri; Cypriniformes; Catostomidae
Product: interferon-stimulated 20 kDa exonuclease-like 2
Exons: 4
Coding region: 218-1135 (305 amino acids)
Cellular component (GO): nucleus
Molecular function (GO): 3'-5'-RNA exonuclease activity; nucleic acid binding
Source: RefSeq, a predicted model, not a curated record